CGUUUCACAGCACUGUUUUUGACAUUCACAUUGUAACGCGUUUUGUUUACAUUCGCAUAUUUUUUCAGCAACAGCAUCAAAAUGAAUAUCUUACCCAAGAAACGCUGGCAUGUUCGCACUAAAGAUAAUAUUGCCCGCGUACGUCGCGACGAAGCAGCCGCCCAGGAAAUCGAAAACAAACGACUAGACAAAUUGAAAUUGGCCGAAAGCGAGGCGCGCAUCAACUACCUUCGACGGCAAUCGGGCUUGCCUGAAAAUGUUAGAAAAGGGUCUACUAAUGAAGAAAGCAGUAAAAUUCCAUUAGAAGGAACUAUAACACAAACUUCUACUGUUACAUCCGCAGUAGAUUUAUUUGCAGACUAUAAAAGUCAUGUAAAGAAAACGAAUAAAGACUUGGAAAAGGAGAAGAAAGAAGAACAGGAGAAGUAUGAAAAACAAAUUGGGUACCUCACUUACCUGGGCCAGGACACAAAUGAAGCUCUGAAAGUGCGAAGUUGGUAUGAAUUGGCCCCAAAUCGAACUGAAAAUCACACUGAAAUCCAACUGAAAGCAAAGUUAUCACAAGAUCCACUAACCUUGAUAAAUGCGCUGGUCCCUAAAGAAAAGCCACCUCCUGUUCAAGCAGUCACUAAGCGACGCAAUCGCUCACCCACACCAACUUUGUCAUUGGCUGCAUCAGAGCGUUCGCCUGAAUCCAAGCGACAAAGAGAAAAUGAGAAAGACAAAAAGAAAAAGAAACACGACAAAAAGCAUAAGAAACACAAGCGUAAGAGGAGUAAAUCUGAGAAAAGCAAUGAGGCCGCAGAAGACGCGAAGCGCGAUAAAUUAAACAGGUUACGCAAGGAGAGACUGCUGCGUGAGGAGAGGGAACGACAGCGCCAGGAACAGUUAUUCGCACCUAAGGAAACGGCAAUACCAGCCAAAGCAGCCAUUACACCAGCACCUACGCCACGAAUAGUACAAAAAUAUAACAGCCAAUUUAACCCAGAGUUUGCUAAGCAGAAUAUGAUUUAAUAUGAUAUAAAUAUU
Drosophila arizonae is the source of this 1029-nucleotide messenger RNA. RefSeq lists its product as uncharacterized. Lineage: Eukaryota; Metazoa; Arthropoda; Insecta; Diptera; Drosophilidae. The record is from RefSeq and is a predicted model, not a curated record.